Messenger RNA from Larimichthys crocea (large yellow croaker), 6137 nucleotides. It is a transcript of the gene nfe2l1a, whose product is annotated as nfe2 like bZIP transcription factor 1a. Gene Ontology annotation, biological process: regulation of transcription by RNA polymerase II. Bases 877 to 3546 code for a protein of 889 amino acids. Gene Ontology annotation, molecular function: DNA-binding transcription factor activity, RNA polymerase II-specific; RNA polymerase II cis-regulatory region sequence-specific DNA binding. Gene Ontology annotation, cellular component: nucleus. NCBI's taxonomy places the organism in Eukaryota, Metazoa, Chordata, Actinopteri, Sciaenidae. The record is from RefSeq and is a predicted model, not a curated record. The transcript is spliced from 9 exons.
GAAGAACUGAGCCAGCUAACAGACUGGUUGCACAGCAGCAACAUUAAUGAUGCCUUCCACUUAUGGGAGUUCCUGCUAUUGUGCAUGCUGCUUCACUGUGCCUGUAAAUGACACCUAAUGGAACCGAGCCGUCAUUACCGUUUAUUAAGUUAAGUCCACCUAUGUUUUCCCUGCUUUCAGUCACAAUGUCAGCUGUGCAACCAGUCUGCUGGCUGUGGGAUGAAUUACUUCUUAUGUUAAGUCACAGUAAAAUAUCUACUUACUCUAAUGUUACACAAGACUGUGUUACCAUGCAGCGAUACUAAGACCCUAAUUUCCUCUAGACCACACAGUACAAGACUGUACUUGACUAGAACACACUACACUGAGCUAUAAAAAUGUGAGUAUUCUGUAGUUAUUAAUAUCCCCGGGUCUGAACGUGGUGCUGAAAGUUUUCAAACUCCAGUUCUAGUCAGCUGUUCCACUGUGGCUGCUUUCUGUAAACAGGUUACCAUAGCAAGGAAAGAGGGAGGGAGGACACAGGGAGAAGGGUUUUUCCAGCCAGACGCUGGCAGUUACAUCAUGUGGCUGCAGUGGGGCGGUGUGGGCCUGGCAGGUGGUUACCAAACUUCUUUCUAGAAGAAGAAACAUUUGUGAAGUUUCCAUGAGGAGCAGCAGGUUUUGGAUGAGCCUGUGAGAACCAGAAGAAUCUGAACCAGAAUCUGGACAGUGAGCAGCUCUAACAGAGCUGUUGGGUGGAAGUGUGUAGUGCCUUGUCUUGAUCUUCUAGGAACUUCACAUAUUGCUUAAGGACAUCACGACAGAAGAAACACUCAUUGUGGUGGUGACUGAGCUGAGCCCUGGACACUCUGCACGUCGUCUGACGUAUCAAGGACCAUGCUCUACCUAAAGAAAUACUUCACGGAGGGCCUCAUCCAGAUGGCCAUCCUGCUCAGCCUGUGUGGAGUGAGGGUUGACGUGGGACUGGAACCCUACCUGCCUCCCAGCUGGCAUGAGAUGAUCCUGGGUCCGACCGUAGCCCUGACCCAGACGCAGUUCCACAAUCUCCGCAAUCGUCUGGGAGAUGGUCAAGGCCUGCACCCCAAGAAUGUGGACCUAGACGGGUUCUUCACGACAAGAAGGCUUCUGGGCUGGGUCCACUCUCUCGACAGACUACAGGUUCCUCAGGCAGAGUUGGAGACGUGGCUGGUCCAGCGGGAGCCAGAUCCUCUCCCAGUGGGAUUUCCAGAUCAGGCCUCAACACUGGUGAGAGCACCUGCUGGGUUAGAGAGAGACCGAAUUUCCCCACCUGUGGAGUCCAGAGCUGCAAUUGUUACCCUGCAGAGAGAAGAAGAGGAGGAGGAAGAGGAAAAAGAGCAGGAAGGAAUGCACCAUGAGCUUCUUCACAGUGGUGCUCUGGAUGAGAGAGGAGAAGAGGAGGAGGAAGAGGAGGAAGAGGUGGAAGAAGACCUGACCAUCAUGCAUCGGCGUUGCAUGAGGGCAGCGGAAGGACGAAGACCAGAAGGUUCCUACGGCUGUGCUAAUAACAGAGAGCUACCUCAGAAUGAAGUAGAUCAGACUUCAUUGUCCCUCCAAGAGUGUUUGAGGCUGUUGGAGGAAACCUUUCCCUUCGCAGAAGGACCUCAGUUACGUGAUGGUGGUAGAGAGAGAGACCUGGGGUACCAGUCCCCAGACAGGGAUCCCAUGCUGCCCCCUAUCAUCCCCACUGGAAACCCUUCCAUGGACAUGGAGCUCCACUGGGAGGACCUGUUGGCUAUCAUGGAGCCUGAGAAUACAGAUGUUGACAUGAUAACUUCACUUGACCACAACCGGAAUUCAGGAGCUCUUGGGGCUCUUCAGAGGGCCAGGCCUGAAGCUCUACAGCAAAACUGUAACGACCAGGACAACAACGUAAUAGAGGCUGAUCAGGAGGUCCUUCUAAUGGAGACUCCCCUGCAGCAAGGUUUGUUGGGGCCUCCAAACCACUCCGAGCCAGCCCUUUUUCAACUCACCCCAAGUGCAGAGUUGGAUGACCACGGUUCAGUCUUGAACGCAAGGGACACUUUGAGAAACUACAAUCCCUUGUACUGUCCUCCAGAUCACACAAACCUGCUUGCAGAAAAUCCUUCAGAUGACUGCCUGGGACUAAAUGCAGAAGAUAACUCGACUACCUUCAACAUAAAUUUGCUAACACCUGAACACCUUCCUAGCUUUGAUGUUAAUUUCCAUUCACGUGACUUAACACUUUCCAGUGCCACCCCAUCUCCAGAGGGGAAUGGUAUGACCCAAACCUGUCCGACAUCUCUUUCCAGUGUCUUCAUGAUUGGCGAGGAGGAUGUUGAGGAUGAAGAUGGUCUCCUUAGCCCACUUAGUGACCUCUUAGAGGAUUCUGCUAUCUUGGAUGAGAUUAGAUUGUUAGACCUGGCUCUGGAGGAGGGAUUCAGUCCUGAGAUGGCAGCCAGGCUGGAAGAGGAGGGCUACCUUGACCGUGAAAUAGCCCAACAGGUAACUGGCAGGGAUGAUGACCACUCCAGCACAGCGGUCACAGAAGAUCAGGGUCAACCACAAACACUUCAGCAAGACGGUGAGAAUGAGGCAGACUCAGACUCUGGUCUUUCUCUGGACUUCAGCCACAGUCCUGCUUCUCCAUGUGCUUCUGAGGCCUCUUCUUAUUCUUCUUCCUCCUCCUCCUCUUCAUCUUGUGUGUCAUUGGAGGGAAGUUUCUUCUCUGAAGACGAGGACGAUGUAGAGGAAGGGUUAGUUAGUUCAGGUAUGGAAGUGGAGGUGACCAUAAAGCAGGAGGAACUGGAUGAAGAGGAGAUGGGUGCAGUAGGAGGAAGGUAUCCUGAAGAUGUUAAAAAACCCUUUCCUCCAACUGGGAAUGGCAAGUUGUUUAAUGGCUUCUCUUGGCUGGAGCACAUCGGCCAUGAUCACACAUACAACCAGCCUUGGUCCUCCCUCUCCUCUCCAUCCAUAGACAAGAUGCCCACCAAACACACCAAAUCUUCCCCAGGACAUGACAUUGCCAAGCCUUACCGUCGCUCCUCUUCCAGACACAUCUCUGAGACCAAAAUGUGGGGCCGGGAUGAACGCCGUGCACGAGCCCUGAAAGUUCCUUUCUCCAAUGAGCUCAUUGUUAAUCUGCCAGUGGAUGAGUUUAAUGACUUAUUGGCCAGUUACCAACUCAAUGAGGAGCAGCUAACACUCGUCAGGGAUAUACGCCGCCGUGGUAAGAACAAGAUAGCUGCCCAGAACUGCAGGAAGAGGAAAAUGGAUGUGCUACUGGGAUUGAAAGAUGAUGUUUCAGGUUUAAGGCGCUACCGUUCGCGGCUGUUCCGAGAGAAACAGGAAGCCCUGAAGAAUCUUAAGGAAAUGAAGCGCCAACUGGGCGUGUUGUACCAAGAAGUCUUUUCUAGGUUGAGGGAUGAGGAGGGGAGGCCACUGGAUGCUACAGAUUACCUGCUUCAGUUUGAGCCCAGUGGUAGUGUUACGGUAGCUUCACGCCAACAAGAGGCAGCACUGCCACUGAGGAAAACGAGCAAGAAACAGAGAGACAAGAAAAAGUGAGGAGGUGGACAAGCCAUUAGAAAAUACUGGGAGAGUAAAGAGAUUCCUUAACGGGAAUGUGAUCGAAAGGACAAAUAAGCAGUAAAUACUGAUGAGCUGGUGAAUGAAGGAAAGAAGCAAUUCUUUAUCUGGUGUCAAUGGAAGGUGUUGAACGGUACCAUGAAAUCCUCAAACACCCACACAGAUGCCCUAAGAGGACAUGAUUAUCAUGAAGAUGAGAACAAAACCUCCAGGAUGUAUUCUCCACUCUUCAUCACAAACAUUUCUACACUGGAAAAGGACUUCAACUGUAGUUACACUUGAACGUACAAUAUGCUAGUUCAGUGCCUUAAAAGAGACUUAAAAAUACAGAGCUGAACAACAUGAACUGAUAGCAAGCUGGAUCCUAGCUGUCAUCUAAGUUAAACAUAGCCAGACAAUCACAGACACUACAAUGACUCUGAGCUACUAAGGGAGGGUUGCUGUUACGCAGGAAGGGAAGUUGUGCUAAUGCCCCCUUGAGCUGGUAGAAGUGCAGUAUAGCACUUAAAUACACUGCAGCAUGCUAAAGACUUGGGGUCAUGGGGAUCAGACCUAGGUAUGUUCAGUUCUCAGAUGGUACAGUAACCAUAGGCCACCCAACUGCCAAACUGAACCACGCUAUACACCAAAGCUCCAAGACAUUAGGUACCAUCACCCCUUCAAUUUUUAGCUAGACAGGACACCAUUUGGUUCAUUGUUUUAAGAGUGUAACAGUGAAUGAGCUAAAAACCGUUCACAAAAAGCAAAACUCUAUUUGUCUAUAUAAGCUAUAUGAAUAUGGUAACACUUGUCAGUAGGAUAUAUUCAUUGCUGCUUUUGGUCUCAGAGGAUUUGUUGAUAAUAAUAACAAGAACAGCAAAAAUAUGAAACAAUACCAGCCUUAUUCUUUAAGGUAUAUGUGGUCUUUGAGAACAAGGUGGGAUGAUGUGCCAUCAUGCAUUGUGAGUGAAAAAAGAAUAUGAAGAAUUUGGUCAAUUGAGCAUUUGGUGCUGUGUAAUUUUUUCACACCUGUGCACACAUGACCACUCACUGCAGAAAACUGGUAUGUCUGAUGAUUGCUGAUUUCAGUAAUUCCCCUUACCUCCAUGUACUGGCCUCAAGCAUGGGAGGAGUAGAGAACAAAAUGUACAAUUUAAGGCUUCAAGGUUUUGUGAAUGACAGACUGCAGCUGUCAAACAGUGGUGCCUGUAUUGUUUUUUUUGUUUGUUCUUGUGAACUUUAAGUGUGAUAGCUACGGGUUUCACCUAUGGCUUAAACAGAUAUCUCUUUGUGUAUUACUUAUGUAUUUUCAACGCAGCUAUGCGUCUGUGAAGCAUUGGAAAUCUAAGGCCCUGUACACAUCUGGUAUUAACAUUCCAACAGUCUUGGGUGAUGAGUAGAUCUAGUGGACAGCUCUAAGUGCAGGUGUGAAUGCAGCCAAGACUUACUGAGAUCCAGUUACUCCACAUUCGGAGGUACCAUCAAGUGACAUCCUUUGUGUAAGUGGAAGUACGUACUUGUACACAUGAAAUGCAAUGCAACAACAUCAGAAACCGGAUGAUUCAUUUCUCAACCAGAAACCGCAAAUUAUGUUUAUUUUCAUAUAGAAGGGAAGUGACACUAACCCAAAACACAAGCAUUAUAAUGCCAGGUGUAAAGUGUAAAAUAGUUAGAGCUGUCCACUUGUUAUUGGAUCACCCAAGACACAUGUUAAUUUCAGGUGUAAAGAGGGACUUUUUCUAUUCUGUUUGUUUCAAACAAGAUGGUGGGAUUCUGUGUUUCAAAUGCAGCUAAAGGGUAGUGCUACCCAAAAUGAUUGUAACGAGUUGUCAAACCUGGCAGCAUUUUAAGACUGAGGGUUAACACCCGUCAGAUGAAUGUACGUUUAACUGGUACACUACACUACAAUUAGAGCUUUAGCCUUUAAAGGCAGGAAAGUCUGGUUCCCAUCAUUUCCCCUAAAUCAAGGCUGAUUUGUGAAUUGUUAGCAUGUCACCCUCUAGUGGAUGUACACAUAGCUGAGUAAGACAGAACUUCAUAGAGACAUUUGACCUCUUGAUGCUAAGAAUUACACAUGUAUCUCUCUGAGCAAAUCUUCUGAUCUUUGAAGAAGUCAUGCAACUAAUAAUAAACUGUGUAUGAUAUUGGCAGAGUCAAUUUUUAAUUUCUCAGGAAUGAGCGCAGCCAGAACCUGCUUACAGUUAUUUUCUCUACAUGUGUAGUCUAAUCUCUGGAAAACACAGAUUCGUUUUAUUAGAGUUUUCAGGCAGAUUGUCACUGUGUCAUAUGAUACCUCAUUUUAGAAUCAAACUACUGUAUAUGCACGUGUCCCUGCCAGAUAUCUGUGUGGCAAAGAAAUGCAGUGGAAUGAAUUGGUCUCCAACAAAAUCCUGUCUUUCAAAUUUAUGAAGACCAAGUGUGAACUUUUUACCAUGUAAUAACCUGCAUGCGGAUCACCACCACUGAUGGAGCAAGCUGUUAUUUUUGUUGUUUAUAUUUUGUGAAUGCCCAAUGUACUUGCUGGUAUUCAAGGACUUGGGACCUUGCCUUUUGUAAUAUUAAAAAAAUCAAUAAAAAAAAUCUACAUUCUA